CAGUUUUUACCCCCCUUCUCCACUCGUUCUGCCGAGCUAACAGUUAACUGACAACACCUCUAUCUAAUCUGUUAUCUGGGGUCCGUACUGUCAAGGACGUUAUUUAACUGGGUUAUUUUGAUGCUGUAUCUACAGGAGAAACGGAUGUUGACUUUUGCGGUCACGGUUUGAACGUGGGUAUAGCAAAAGACUGGUCCUUCCCCCGCCCUCAGGCAUACGGUACGAGGGCAGCGCCAGAGAAAAGCAGGCAGCCGCGAUAGUUUUGUUUUGAGCAUACGCUGUACCGAGAGCUUAACUUUUGUGGAGUUAAAAAGACAAAGCUGACUUUUAGCUAAGGGUCAAACAGCGCGACGAGAGACUUUUAAGGGCAGCUAAGCGCCUCGUGUAACCGCUCGUGGUGAAGCUGGUAACGUUAGCGUGAUCAAUAUGGUGACUUUGUCAUCCGUAAUAAGACCUCUAGCUUCACAGCUUCACCGACGGCUCGUCAGACACGCCAAGAGUCACCGGAUAACGCCUGUCAGGAGAUGCAACCUCACGGCGUGCUCAAGCAAAUAUGUGCUGUCGCAGAAAUGCAUCAGGAAGCAGCUGAGUACAACAUGAAAAUGCAUCCCAUGUGGCAGGGACCCCUCGAGGUACCGGGAGGUGAAUGUCAGUCUCCCAUCGACAUCGUCGUUCGGAAGAGCGUCUUCGACUCGGAGCUGAAGCCUCUGGUCGCCGAUUACGACCCGCAGACCUGCCAGCAGAUCUGGAACAACGGUUACUCCUUUCUGGUCGAGUAUGAUGACACCACAGACAAGUCCACGCUUAAAGGGGGCCCCCUGCAAGACAAAUUCAGACUGUGCCAGUUCCACUUCCACUGGGGUGAGAGCAACGCCUGGGGGUCGGAGCACACGUUGGACAGGAGGCUGUUCCCUGCAGAGCUCCAUUUGGUCCACUGGAACUCUGACAAGUACAGUUUGUUUGAGGAGGCAGUGAUUGAGGACAACGGACUGGCUGUGAUUGGAGUCUUUCUUAAGGUGGGAAAGAGACAUGAGGGGCUCCAGAAACUGGUAGACGCCCUGCCUGCUAUCAGACAUAAGGACAGUGUCGUAGAGUUUACCAGGUUUGACCCCGCCUGUCUGUUACCCGCCAACACUGAUGAAUACUGGACGUACCACGGCUCUCUGACAACACCCCCUCUGACAGAGUCCGUCACCUGGAUCGUUAUGAAGCAGCCCAUAGAAGUCAGCCAUGAUCAGCUCGCGGUCUUCCGCAGCCUUCUGUUCACCUCAGCUGAGGAAGAAGUGCAGAAGAGCAUGGUGAACAACUUCCGCGUGCAGCAGCCCCUCUGCGGUCGCACCGUCCGCUCUUCCUUUUCUCCCUUUCUACAAGAAAUGCCAUCGGCUGAAGACAACAAGCACGCCCACUAACUCUCCUGCUCCCAGCACACACAUCCUGUCACACAGUAACACACACAGCGACCACCGUUACACACACGGGCCGUAUCAAAAUCAGCUGUCCAGACUCUGCUUUCUAUUCGCUCUGACACGACAAAAUGUGUCUCAGCAACAUUUGAAGCAGGAAACAAGUAUGACAAAGUUUUCUCAGAGUAACUUCAUUGACCAUAAACUGUUUCACAUGGAGGGUGUAGGGAAACUUUUAUUUCUGAGAUUUUAAUUUCCUAAAGUUUUUUCCUUUGGUUUGACAGCCAAUGACAAAUAAGGGAUGGUUGCCAUGGGGAAAAUAUGUAGUUUUAUUGAUUUUUAUUAACAUGAAUCAUAUUUAUUAUACGUUUACCGUCCUUCAAGUUACUGUACGUGAGUAUUCAACAGCACUAGCCUCAGUCUGUAAUACAGCAGAGUCUGCUCUGAUGUUUAUCCAUAUAAGGAGGCUGGAGUCGCUGCUAGUUUACAGCAGAAAGCUAUCAUAUCAUCAAAGAUUUUGUACCACAUUUGUCACUUUUUAAAAUCCUGUAUGGUGUGUUGUUGGGUUUAACCUUGAUUUUAUCAUUCAUGCAUUAAUAAGAUGGACAGAAUGCACAUUUCCUUCAUCUGUUACAAAGAGAUUAUACUUUAUACAGUACAUCAGAAACUUUUAGUUUAAUGCAGUAUGUGACUUUCAAACAUCCAGCACAUACAGCAGAGUUUUAAAGGAACUCUGAGCUUUGGUUCUUUUUCGUCAAACUAUUAAAUAUGAUAACGCACAAACUAACUUGCCAUGUUACCGUAGCACAUAUACAGAAUGCAUUUAGAAAAUAUUCUAAUUAAAAUAAGCAGUUCUCUUCCAUAACUUCAAGUACUAAAAAUACCACAACUACAGUGCCUUAAAUGUUCUCUGUGUGAAUCACUGCAGUUGGCAGAGUUUCCAUGAAGCUCUGGUUCAAGUGCUGCAGUUAGACAUGUGCUCACAGUAGCAGUCAAGGCUCAGGUGACAUUUACGGUGAUCUUCACCUCAUUUAUCUUCUUUUUUGGGAUGGAGUGAAAAGUGAAAUGGAAUCAGCAUCAGCUUCCUUAACAUACGACUGUGCUUCAGUCAGUAAGCAACACGGGAGGUUAAGUUACUUUCCUGUUCCUCCUUCAGUUAUUCAUUUUUGGGGUUGAAGAUUAAUCACGUGAUUAAACAAGUUAUAGUGUUUUGGGCUGGGAAAGGACUUAAAGACUUACACAUAUUGUUGUAGUGUAAUGUAGAGCCUCUGCACUGAUCUAUACUGUUGCUUUACUUUGUUACUGUCAUUAUGAAGUGGGACCAACCGACUACGCAGACAGAUAUGUCCAUAUUGAAAUUCAUUAUAGAGAGUUACAUCUUGUGUAGGAUCUGUUCUGUUCACUUCUCUAACUCAGUCCAAUCUUUCUUUGGUCUUUCUGAAAAAUGAAGCAUGUUUCUGAGGUUUACUUUCCAUAUUCCAGGACAGAAUCGUUAAACUGCGAUUAUGCUGUGACCACAGAAAAAAACUACAGCUCCCAUGGAAGAAAACUACAAACACGGUCUCUGUUGUCACUCAAACAGUUGAGCUGAGUUAGUCUGAGCUAGUGGUGCCUUGCCUCUUUGGCUGAGCAGUGAUGAUUAGCUCUUAAAGUUGUGGGGCUAAUGGGGAACCGUGUUCAUUAAGGCCAUUUAAACCCAAAGAUGCCGUAAGAACCCAGACCCCUGUUUUCUUUAUAGGAAAAUUGUGGGGGAUAUAAAACAGAUAAAAUGAACUAAUUCUGAAGUUAAGAAAAAGUACCUCCUAGUGUCCAAGAUCUGGAUUGUUACAUAUGUUACAUUGGGUGUUUAUAGUAAAUCAUUAUUGUGUCACUGUUGGUUCUUAUGGGUGAGUUAAACAAAAAUAUUAAUGGCAAUUCUGGAACAGAACCUGGAAGAUUCAGUUUGACUUCGGCUCUCUGUUUGAGUUAUGGCACACUAGAUGUUCUUUAUCCAGAGCUUCAAAAGCUUCACACUAAAGUAAAUCAGAAACUUCUCUGUGUUUUUUGACAUGAUCCAACAAGCAGACACCAUUGACGAAGAGGAUUAAGUAUUUAAGGGGGAACAUAUGCAACCUUGCAUCAUCUAAACAAGUCUGACAGCCCGCCUGCUUUGCCUCGUGUCCAACAGUCGUGAUGCAUGGUGAUAUCUUACUGUGCAGCAGAAUUAGAAAAUAAAGAGAGAGAGAGGAUUGAGGAAAAGCUGGGCGGGAGAGAUGGUAGGGACGAUGGAAAGUUAUCGCAAGGUUCUGAUUUUGGCUCACAGCAUUAAAUGAGCAGUUAAGUGUCUCAGAUGUGUCUGAUUUCAGAACAGGAAACUGUAAUUGCACUACAGAGCAGAAAACCACAUUACACUUCUAACGCUCACAUGUGAGUUUACUCCACUGACAUUACAUUUGAGUUGAGGCAGGGGGUGAGAGGUCACGGUUGUGUGCAUAAUCCCUGGGUAACAAUGCAACUGUCCAAGAAUUCCCGCCCCUCAAGCACACACGCUCACGUCCUCCAUCAGCUCCCCAGUUGAGGCCCAGCGUGAGGCCACAUGCUAACAGGGUAUGUACUGAAAGGUUCUGACACUAUGUGAUGUUAACUCAUAGCGAAAGCUGCUGAUUUGCUCGACGCUGAAGGAGUGUGCUUUGGUGUGGAAUUUUGUGUCACGCGUUAAUAAGACCUUUAGGAAUGUUGUAUGGUUACCUUUACUUGCUUUGCAAAUGAUGCUGUAUAGAAUCUGUUUUCAUUGUGUUAUACUAACAGGGAGACAAGGGACCCAUUACUGCCUUCAUCUUGUACGGCUGUAUUUUAUUGAUGUAUUUGAAUUGUGCACCAUGAACUGCCUCCAUGUUUCAUGACAUUUUUCACAUAUGAAGUUACAAUUUCAUGCUUUUUUUUUCAUUUUUUAACUUUCAGAUUGUCAUUUCUCUACAUGGGUUUUUCCUGCCAAAAAUCUUAUUUUAAGUGUCUGCCUUUUUCAACAGUACAAUGCUGUCACCAUGCUGUAUUUCCUUCAUGAUGAUUUCACUCUUGAUACAUCUUCGACUGCCUCCUGUAGCUCAGUGUUUUUCGUGUUAUAGCAGGUGUAUGUUGUGUCAUGUGUAUGCUGUACACUCUAUGCAGUACAUAUUUUAGCUGUUUAUUUGUGCAGUGGGCAGUAAGCAUUCCUGCCCAGCGGGGCUAAACUGGGCCCCUGUCCCCUCCCAGUAUGCUAGGCUCCACCUGAAUGGCUCUUUAUAGGCCCCUGAGCAGCUGUGCACUCAGGAAGUGUUUUGCUCCUCAGGGAGAAAUGUUGAAAACCGCCCUGCAGUGUCACAUGAUGCACAUGUAAAGGUGAAACUGACAUAUUACUAAAUGAUGUAUAACAAUAAAGUACUGCGUGACAUAAGAA
Molecule: messenger RNA, 4818 nt
Organism: Scatophagus argus
Lineage: Eukaryota; Metazoa; Chordata; Actinopteri; Scatophagidae
Gene: ca5a
Product: carbonic anhydrase Va
Exons: 8
Coding region: 525-1409 (294 amino acids)
Cellular component (GO): cytoplasm; mitochondrion
Molecular function (GO): carbonate dehydratase activity; zinc ion binding
Source: RefSeq, a predicted model, not a curated record